AGCCGCGAGCUUCAGACAGUUGUCAGGUUGGCUAGCUUGACGACAGCAAACCGGCAUACCCUCGCAUAGAGGACGAACUUCGCGGCGUUUCUCCCAGCCUCGAAAUGAGCUGCAAGGUGCUGGCGAUUGUGGCGCUGACGCUCCUCGCUGCGGCCGUCAGCGGGACCCACGGCGUCUUCGUGAGCGCAGGGACGGGCUUCGGGCCCUCGCUCGGCUUCCCGCCCUUCGGCUUCCCGCCCUUCGGCUUCCCGCCCUUCGGGCCGUUCGGCUUCGCCGGCCUGCCGUUCGGCAGCGGCGUGAGCGUGGGCUUCGGCGGGCCGCUCGGCUUCGGCCGCCACUUCUCGUUCGGCUUCGGGCCGGGCGGGUUCUUCGGGUCGGGCGCGCCCGGGGAGGUGAAGACCUUCUCGGUGAAGCCGGGCGAGGCCGUGGUCAUCCCGAGCCCCGACGGCCGCGGGGGGGUCACCUUCUUCUCGGGGGGCGGGCCGGGCGGCGGCUUCACCAGCAUGUUCACCAGCACCACCUUCUAGAGUCCCUCCCGCCGCACAACUCACUCCCGUCGAACUGCCUCGCGACCUGCUCUCUUCUCCGCCAGCAGCUCACCGGCUGUCGCCCUCCGCCACCGUCCAACCAACGAUUUGUUUCCUUGGCGGAGGCCUGUGGAGUGGCGCCAAGUGCACUGCCUAGAAAUCAGAUAUUGGGAUGUACUAACUAUUUAUAGGGACAGGAAAAAACUCGCUGUUUCAAUAAUCUCUAUGAUAGACCUCUACAUACUUGAGCCAAUUUGCUGCUGACUUGCAAAACGUCGCGACUGGGAUGCUCUUAAUUCCACACUUCUUGGACUGAGAGUCUCUCGUUUAGCCCAGUCUCCUGCAGACGAACCGCAAGCCAAUAGCAAAAAGGAUCGCAAAUGUAUAAUGUUUUGAAGUUUAGACUUUCGCCAAAUGAAUCCGCGAUUUUUUUUUCCAGUCCCAGCUAAUGUGUAGGGGCAGGCCUUUUCCCACAAAUAAACCUGAACGCCCAUCAGACCGCAGCAUGGUAUGCCUGCGCCAGCGGUUUCUUCCUUGUGAUUGGCGGCUGUCAGAAAGAUAAGUCAUUGCCUUAAUCGACCAGGCCAUUCAGGUCGCGUUUGCUUCCGCACUGUGCUGACAGUAGACAUGCACCUUAAAGAAACUCACCCAAUCACGAAACAAAGGCAAUGUUGCAGUGUUAUAAUUCUCAGUUAGUCUUGAAAGGUUUCGCAAUAAAAUACAUCCCUUUAAUAAUUCUUUAUAACAGUAAAAAAAAUCACAAUUCAGUUUAUUGUGCUCAUUAAACGGGGAAUUUUUUAAAAUUUGAUCUUUUCUGAAAAAAUUUAGCAGAAAAUUUAUUUUUAAAACUUCCAGUACCACCUUUGAUAUUCCCACUCGAUACUGAAGUAUUACAAAUUUAAUUUUCUUAAAGGAAUUCAGCCACAAAAAAAUUAUUCGAGAUAUUUUACUCGCUGCUUGACAAACUCCCUUCAUUAGCAAACUAAGAAAUGACACUCCACCGAGGCCUAGUUGUGUGUUUCGACGGGAAUUUAGCAUCUUGCGGACAUGGCAGUUCAGCCCACAGCGUUUUCUUCGAGACAAAAACUCUUCCCGGCGACUGUUGAAGACAAAAUUCAAGAUUUGUUAGUUUUGCAAGAGUACAUUCUUUCACUGCUGCCAGAUAACGUUUCGCAAAACAUCCUUGUUCCUGCAAAUGUUUUGUUAUAUCUUCCUUAUUGUAAUUAUAUAAAAUAAUAAAACUACUCACAGAAGUUCUGAAAAUACGUAUAGUAAUUUUUUAUCGUUGCAUGAGGCAAAGUGAAUAUGGCUGAUCAACCCACAAUUAAAUAGACAAGCAUUAAAAGUAAAGAUGCCAAGAAGCAAACAUGAAGUGAAGAUAUAAAACUUCCCAACUAUAUUUUAAACAAAUAUAUACAAAUAUUUUUAAAAUUGUAACACUUAUUAAAAAUCAUCCCAAUGCCGAAUCUUGUUUAAUAAGACUAAAUAGGUAGACUGAGUUAGAUGUUCACUAUGAAUAGUUUUGUUUUAGAAACGCUAGAUAUUACCUUUAUUUAUGUUCACUCAUCACAGUGAAAUCUUAGGUAUGGUACCCAAUUUAAGGCGCUAUUUUAGGAUGUAACACUAAUAUAACUUGACUCGUUCAAUCACUACUCUGCCAGUUCAGAAUAGUACACGGAAAAGGUAAUGUUUAAGCAGUUGUUAAAAACCGGCAAUUUUGUAGGCUACAAGAUAUUUCAGUUAACAGCAUUAUGAAAUAAAAUGUCAUUUACAUCACAAACAGCGUGUAAAGUAAAAAUAGGUGUUUUGUUUUAGUUCUAAAAUUAUGUAUUCAACAAUACUCAAGUGUCAGUGUCAAUAAUAGUAAUACACUAUUUACAAUUAUGAGUACUUGUUUUCUAUGAAAAUGUUUAAAACUACAUUAAAGACUUUGAUUUUUUUUAAAUAUUUUCACACGAAAUUUUUUUUACUCACUUAAAAUCUUCCUCGUGUAGUUACUACCUUAAUACUUCAAAGUUUAUUAUCAGAAAGUUAUGUCACAUGUGAUUGGGCCAUUAUUUGAGCGAUUUGACACAAAAAAAGCAUGUAAUAUGUAUUUAAUUGUAAAUAAUUUCCUUGACUUUCCUGUACAUCAGUCUCGGCGUGGAGGGUAUGCAAAUAAACAAGUUGUUUCACUAUGCUAUAAA
Messenger RNA from Bacillus rossius redtenbacheri, 2713 nucleotides. RefSeq names its product small nuclear ribonucleoprotein-associated protein B-like. Lineage: Eukaryota; Metazoa; Arthropoda; Insecta; Phasmatodea; Bacillidae. The transcript has 2 exons. The record is from RefSeq and is a predicted model, not a curated record. Bases 105 to 527 code for a protein of 140 amino acids.